CUGUGUCCCCUCGGACACAGCGGAUCACCGAUUCACGGAAAGAGCCGAAGAUGUCAGCUCGGUCAUGUGAUCAGCUGUGUCCAAUCACAGGGGACAUGUACACUGAUCAUCAGAGCACUGAUGAUCAGUGUGCCUUGAUGAUCAGUGUAGCCCCAGCAGUACCACCUGUCAGUGUCCAUCAGUGCCAGCUCUCUGCUCAUCCAUGUCACCUGCCAUUGCCCAUCAGUGCCACAUCAAUGCCACAUAUCAGUGCCUACCAGUGCACAUCAAUGCCACAUAUCAGUGCCCAUCUGAGCUGCCUUUUUCAGUGCCAGCCAGUGCCACCUAUCAAUGCCAAUCAGUGCUGCCAGCCAGUGCCACCUAUCAAUGCCAAUCAGUGCUGACAAUCAGUGCCACCUAUCAGUGCCAGUCAGUGCCACCUAUCAGUG
Messenger RNA from Staurois parvus, 428 nucleotides. The record is from the annotation of a GenBank genome assembly. Lineage: Eukaryota; Metazoa; Chordata; Amphibia; Anura; Ranidae.